CCUGCUUCUCCUCCAGUGCUAUGACAGGCAAACUCGUGGAGAAGCUGCCGGGGACCAUGAACACUUUGAUGAACCAGUUGCCUGACAAUCUGUACCCAGAGGAGAUCCCCAACUCUCUGAAUAUCUUCUCCAGCAGCAGCGAGUCAGUGGCUCACUACAACCAGAUGGCUGCAGGGCUUUCCUUCGCUUCUCGGGGCUGUAGUGGGGAGUGGAAGCUGCCAGACAGAGAGGUGGCAGAGAAUGUUAUGGAUAUUGGAUUAGCGAACGAAAAGACCAACCAAGAGCUGUCGUCCUAUUCGGGUUCUUUCCAACCCACCCCUGGCAACAAGACUGUUACCUACCUGGGGAAAUUUGCUUUCGAUUCCCCGUCCAACUGGUGUCAGGAUAAUAUUAUCAGCCUCAUGAGCGCUGGGAUUCUGGGGGUGCCCCCUUCCUCCAGUGCCAUCACCAGCACCCAGACCUCUACAGCCAGCAUGGUGCAGAACCAGGGAGAGGUGGACCAGAUGUACCCUGCGCUGCCCCCCUAUUCCACCUGCAGUGACCUCUACCCGGAGCCAGUGUCCUUUCACGACCCCCAAAGCAACCCAGGGCUCACCUAUUCCCCCCAGGAUUACCAAGCAGCCAAGCCAGCCUUGGACAGUAACCUCUUCCCCAUGAUCCCAGACUAUAACCUCUAUCACCACCCCAACGAGAUGGGCACGCUCACUGAACACAAACCCUUCCAGAGUUUGGAUCCCAUUCGGGUCAACCCUCCCCCCAUCACCCCGCUGGAGACCAUCAAAGCCUUCAAGGACAAACAGAUCCACCCCAGCUUCAGCAGCCUCCAGCAGCAGCCCCUCACCCUCAAGCCCAUCCGGCCCAGGAAGUACCCCAACCGGCCCAGCAAAACCCCGCUCCACGAGCGACCCCACGCGUGCCCGGCCGAGGGCUGCGACCGGCGCUUCUCCAGAUCCGACGAGCUCACGAGGCACCUGAGGAUCCACACGGGCCACAAGCCCUUCCAGUGCCGCAUCUGCAUGAGGAGCUUCAGCCGCAGCGACCACCUUACCACCCACAUCCGCACCCACACGGGCGAGAAGCCCUUCGCCUGCGAGUUCUGCGGGCGCAAGUUUGCGCGCAGCGACGAGCGCAAGAGACACGCCAAGAUCCAUCUGAAGCAGAAGGAGAAGAAGGCCGAGAAGGGCUCCUCUUCCUCCUCCUCCUCCCCGCCCGUGUCCUUGGCCCCGGUGGUCACCACCUGCGCAUGA
Molecule: messenger RNA, 1247 nt
Organism: Terrapene triunguis (Three-toed box turtle)
Lineage: Eukaryota; Metazoa; Chordata; Testudines; Emydidae
Gene: EGR3
Product: early growth response 3
Exons: 3
Coding region: 21-1247 (408 amino acids)
Biological process (GO): regulation of transcription by RNA polymerase II
Molecular function (GO): RNA polymerase II cis-regulatory region sequence-specific DNA binding; DNA-binding transcription factor activity, RNA polymerase II-specific
Source: RefSeq, a predicted model, not a curated record